ACAUUGCAUUUUAAAAAAUCAAGUCUUCUAAAUGUGCCGGGCACACUUGUAGCUCAUGUCUCUUCAGAUACGAAGGCAAUGCGGCAGCAGAGCCCACUUCACACAGCACCAUCUUGGUGGAGCCAACGUGAAGGAAGGCGUCAUUAGAAGUCCACUGUCCAGUCGGUUGUCUGUCUGUCUGUCAGGAGGGCUAGCCUGAGGGGAGGGUUCCAGCCCUCUUGUCGCCCCCACCGCCAGGCGCUGUGGGUGGUCGCAGGCUGUGGGCGGGGCCCCGGGAGUAGCAAAGCCCCUGGGCUGCGGCAGCAGCGACAGGAGCCUGGGUCCAGCGGUCCCCUCCGCCCCCGCCCGCCCCCGCCCGCACCACGGAGCCCCGGAAGCGGCGGGAUUUCCUGUGCCCGCCCCACGCCGGCCCUGUCGCCUGUCGCUGGCUCUGCGGGCCACGGGCUCGGCCGCGCCGGGCGGGAGGCAGUGCCAAGGGGCCGAGCCCGGGUGAGUGGGGCCGGGGUGCGGGUGGGCGUGGAGGAGGGCGCCAGCCUGACCGUGGGGACUGUGGCGUCGGUGUCGCAAGCCCGGUCCCGUCGCUGUCACUGGCAUGGGCGUCCCCGCAGCACCCUUCUGUCACUUGCUAUAGCCCCGGCUCGCAGGAACCUGUUUUCUGGCCUCACUUAGGGAGCUCCAGAGUCUUCUGAAAUCUGACCCUCCCCGUGGUGCUGUGACCGGGAGAGAAGAAAUCUUACCCUGCUGCGGGCUCAGGGCCCGAGGUGCCACACCCGUGGUGGCCCGGCCACUGGGAACCACUCUCGUCCCUGUGCCCUUGGGCCACUUUUUGAAACCAGGGUCCUGAGACUGUCCAUAGAACUUGCUGCAAAAAAAAAAAAAAAAAUCAGCAGGUGCCCUGCCUCCCAGAUACAUAAGCAGGCAAGAAAUGAAAGCCCAGGAACCCAGGCUCCAGCGGACUUGGGAUUGUCCUGAACUAGGGGAAAGGGAAAAAAGAAAACAGGUGAAAGCUGAAAGGCCAGGUGCUGGCCCUGCCUCGAACACCCUAGGAAAUACAAGCAGGUGACAGUAGCAGGUGACAUCCUUUGCUCGGUUCCUGUUAACAUCUCCACAGGUUUUCUGUCCUCAUCCAGCUCGCCCAGUGUGCAGACACAUUUCCCAUGGAGGACUCUCCUCUGAAGGAGGUGACAGGGAAGUGGGUUGAGACAGGUGUCCCAGUACUAAACUGGAGAGGAAACUGCUGGAGGGCCUGCCUAGGCAGCGAGGGAAUGAGGGGGACUGGAGGUGCAGAAGGGUGAUUGGUGUCCUGCGUGUCUAAAAGUGAGAAAGGGCACAGGUGCUGAAAUCCAGAGGAGAGCUAAAAUGGAAAUUCCACUAAGUGCUGCCUUACCCUCUUUCCCUUCCUCUCCUAACACCACCCAAGCUGGGAAUCAGCCCAGGAUGCCUCCAUGAGGCCCCAGAGUCAUCUUUGAGCUUCAACAGUGGGAAGAGGAGUUUGUUCAUUUAGUACAUUGUUCUUAGAAAUCUGUUGUCACAGGCAAAUGGACCAGGAAGUAGCUGGCCUGGAGCCCUUCCAAGCCUCCUGGGGUCUUGCAGAUGUUACUGAAUGAUCCUGUGAGUCAAAACAGCCCCUGAAAUUCUGACUUGUUCUAGGGAGAUUACUGGUCGCUCCGUCUACAUGGGAAGGGAGUAGGAAUGACAGAAAUCCAUUGGCACCAUGGUUCUACCAUGGUUGUCAAAUGGGUCCUGUCUUGUUCUAGGACUGCUGUGGAUUCUAAAACAAACCCUAACCUAAAUCCCUUUCUUGCGAUCAAACCCCAUUUAUUCUGUUUUAUGGGUGGCGUGACUGACCGGCCUUCUGUUGCUUGUCAAGCCCAAACUAUGUCUGCUGUUUCAGCUUCCCUUUCUUAACUCAAACCUCUUCCCGUGAACAAACACCGGCUUCCCCAUGCCAUUCUUGGAGUUCGAUAUAUUCUUUAUAAGGCGCUGUGACUGGUGCCCAUCACGUACUCCAGCCUCUAACGUUGUGUUAAUAAUGCCGCCUUCCCGCUUCCCACCACUUCUCCACGCUCUGAUCUUCCCACCAUUCCCAAUUAAACUUCAGCUCUUCACCGACCUGCAGUUUCUGCUCCCUGUCAGGCCUGUGCUGGGUACAUCCAGCUCGCCUGUGUAGCGGUCCAGGUCACUGUCUUUCUGCUGUGUUUGUCUCAGUUCUCAUUUCCUAUGUAGGAAUGACAGGUCAUGGGUCCCUUCACUGAGACUUAAGGGAGGGCUAUCUGGUUCAUUUUGAACAGGUACUUAGGACAGGUCUACCCCCUGGGUGGGACUUCUACACCAGUUGAUGAAAAUGAAAUCUGAGGCAUAGAAUCUCUCGGUAUGUUCGCACCCAUCUUUGUUGAGUGGAUUCCUUCCUGCAUUUUCAAUGAAUUCGAGUGAGGUCUGUUUAUAGCGUGAGGCCUUUGAAUACCCGGGACCUGACUGUGGAUCACCUGUCGGCUCCUGAGUUCCUCCAGGAAAGCUAGGCUCACACUGCCUUGUCCUAGCGGGCACUCACUGCAGACAUGCUUUCGGAACAGAGCGUAGCCCCGGGUGCAGGAUGGGAGCCAAUGAGUGCACAGCUGGAUGCAGCGGAACCCGGGUCAGAAAGAGGAGCCCGGGAAGAGGGCCCGUGGAGAACAGCACCAAGGCCGCUGGAGCACCUUCACAGUGGUCUUGAAGACGAGACACUGUCCCUUCAGGAGAAGGCACCGUCUGCUCCCUGGGUUCCUGCCGUCCCCCAGGAGGGGGACACUGGAGACUGGGAAAUGGCAGCCGCACUUCUUGCAGCUGGGUCCCAGGGCCUAGUAACUAUCAAGGAUGUGUCCUUAUGCUUCUCUCAGGAGGAGUGGCGGAGCCUGGACCCCUCCCAGACAGACUUUUACGGAGAAUAUGUCAUGCAGGAAAAUUGUGGGAUCGUCGUCUCUCUGAGGUUUCCCAUCCCCAAACUGGACAUGCUUCCUCAGCUAGAAGGAGGAGAAGAACAGUGGGUCCCUGACCCCCAGGACGUAGAGGGGAGGGACAUCCGGAAGGUCACGUAUGCAGGAGACGGAGGUGAACCCAAGGGUGAUACUCCUGAGCUAGAGACAGAACCUUCCAGAACAUUAUCCAGUAUGUCUGAAGAAACUGUUCUCUGGAACCCAGGGCAGGGUCCAAGCUGGAGGUCCAUGCCCAGCAGUUCCACAGGAACGCUCCCAAGACCACGGUUCCUUCAGGAGGACAGCGUCUCUCAUCUCCUACGCAGCACAGACACGGACUCUCUCUUAAAACCACAUACGUGCCCUCAGUGUGGGAAACAGUUUGUGUGGGGCUCCCACCUUGCCCGACACCAGCAAACACACACUGGAGAGAGGCCCUACAGCUGCCUCAAGUGUGAGAAAAGCUUUGGGCGAAGGCAUCACCUGAUCAGGCACCAGAAAACCCAUCUGCACGACAAGCCAAGCAGGUGUCCUGAGUGUGGCAAGACUUUCCGAUGCAGCUCCCACCUGGCCAGCCACCAGAGAGUGCACGCGGACAGCAAGUCCUGCAAGGGCCAAGAAAUUGGAGAGAGUCCUGGGGCUCAGUGUGCCCCACCAGUGCCAAAGUGCCACGUGUGCACGGAAUGUGGGAAGAGCUUUGGCCGAAGACACCACCUAGUGAGACACUGGCUAACCCAUACUGGGGAGAAGCCCUUCCAUUGCCCUCGCUGUGAGAAGAGCUUUGGCCGUAAGCACCACCUGGACAGGCACUUGCUGACCCACCAGGGACAGAGUCCUGGGAGCAGCUGGGACAGAGGGACAUCUGCCUUUUGAAAUCUGUCUCUUCUGUAGCUACGGUGAUAUCUAUAAGCCGGUGCUACCAGCAGCCACUGCCAGAGCCGUCCCUCUCCUGUACCCAGAGAACGGGAGUAUUUCUCACCUCUUCUGUGAGACAACGUGCAAAAACAGAGUUCUUUGGGCAAAAUUUGGGGAAAUGGUGCAAAGUCUGUUUGUGCCUAUUCAUCCUGAACCUACUCUCAAGGGUACAGCGGAACCAGCAGUGAUGGUUGAGGUCUAUGCGGUACCAAUUUCUAAAUAUUUACUCUACAGAGAGAAUAGGUGAAAGGGUCCGUUGUGAGUAUAUCAAGGGCUCUGAGAUCCUCCGCAGAUGGUUUCUGUUUGUGUAAUGUUUCCUAAAUUUGUUUGGCCCCAGGAUCUAUUUCAUAUCCCACAGAAUGGGUGACUCCAUGAAGUUUACUUCUGUGAGCACUGGGCUAAACUGCAAGGAGGAAACAGGAAAGAGAUGGUGACCAGGCAUUCAGAGCCUGAGAGCCAGGGGCCAGACAUUCUCUGUGGGUCUGCCUCUCUUCCCCAGUGAUUACACACCUCUCACUCCUACCUCUGCAAAGUAUAGAGUGACUGUUCACUCGAAAUUCGUAUUCCCCUCAUCCUGCACACACACACACACACACACACACACAAACACACACGUGCACACACAUGCACACACAUGCACAUGCACACCACACACACACACACACACACACACACACACACACACACACACACACAUAUGAGGUUGAGAGAUCAGGUUACAGAACUGAAGAGUGAAUUUUAUACCCCUAAGUAAUCAAGGCCCACACGGAAGGAAAAAUAUUCCCUUGAACAGAGUUUUCUCUUGUCUGUGUUUUUGUGUCCGUGUGUAUAUGUGUGCAGGGUCUUUGAAGACAGCAUGCUCAGUGCAAAUUGUACAAUUUAGCUUUUCUAGGAAUUGUGUUCUAGGGAUAAGGGUAGUGGGGACAGUAUGAGUUUUUGGUUUUGUUCAAAUGUAUUCUGAGCGGUGAAGGGAGUCGUGGUGGAGUGGUGUAAUGACGGCUUAACUUGUGUACAAAGUUUUCCUCGGUAUUCCCGGGAUGUAGACAGUUGUGGACUUGUAUAUCUAGGUCCGGAUCUCUGGGAAGAAAUUCUCUUUCCCUGCAGAGACAGAAAGGGACAGUGACUUUUGAUUGUUGUUGACCUCAAGCGAUGUGACGGUGGUUCGUGUUGCGUGGGGUUCGGUCUUGUUCUGUGUGAAGUGCUAAAAGUAAUUAGGGAAGGGAUCAUGGCGCUGGGAGUCUUUCUCAUCAUCCUAGUUUGGCAUUCAUCAGAGGGAAGAAUUGUUGCUGAGCACCUCAUUCUCCCAGGAAAACGAACUCGAGGAGCUAAGGCUGUCGCUUACCUUGGCAGCUUGAGGGUAAUGAGCUUCCUGCCGGUGUUGAACCUUCCAGUUCUGGGAAGGGCUUCACACCCAAGACUCUCGCCUCGAAGGUUAAUGCCUGCACCAGGGGGGUUCAGACAAACAUGCUCACACUUGUCUGGUCAUUUGUUUUCAUCGUUUUUUUUUUCUUUUUGGUGAUUGUGUUAAUGCCCGUCUUACAACUUAACCUCUAUUUAAGAGAAGUUUGGGGUGAGGGAGGAAAAGAAGAAUGUGAAAGUGGGUGUUUUCAAGGUUCCCAGGCUACUUUUUUCUCCUUGAGGUAUUUAUUUCUCCAACACUGUUGGAAUUAGCCAGAGAGCCAGGAGGGAGUGGGUUUUCAGAAAUCUAGUUAAUGAGCGCUCUGCUCAGGCAAAGCUGGGUGAAUCAGACAGAGCCCUUGGGCCCUUGGCUCAAGAGGAAUUGAAAUGGAGUCAUUCUGCUGACUGGGCAUUUUGUUUAUUUGAGCAACCCAGCCACCAACCCCUCUCUGAUGCUGCUAAGAAUGCCCUCCCUCCUUCCUCCUUCCUCCUUCCUUCCCUUCCUCCCUCCCUCCCUCCCUGAGCUGGGGUGCAUUCUCUUGCCUAUGCUCUGAUGAAUUAAGCAAAAAAAUGGGCAGCCUUUUGCAAGCAGGCCUUGGCCUCCCAGGAUUAGAAUCACUCUAGAACCAGUGUUAUGAGAAUGAGAGAAAAAAAUCUCCCACUUUGAUACAAAGAUUUAAGAGAAGUCAGUUCUGUGCAAAGCCAGAACUGUUCUCUGUAGCAGAACAUCUUUCAACUUAAGAGAUCCCUUGGGAAUCUGAUGGAAACUGGAAUUUAACUUUGCAGAAAAGUAGACAUUUACAACCCACUCAUUUGCAUAUGCAUGAAGUGGACUCUGAGCCUGCUGGGCAUCUCCGAAGGGGAGGAAUAGUUGUUAGCGAUAUCGUACACCUUUAAUCCCAGCGGUGGGGAGGCAGAGGGAGAUUACUUCUAUGUUCUGGAUGAGCCAAGGCAAUAUAAUGCCGUCCUGUCUGAAAAAAACAGAAGGAACUUAACCUGCCUGACUCUGGUUGUUGUAUACAUGAUACCUGUGCCAAGAAUUACAAGGCAAGAUUCAGUAAGUAUUUUAAGGACUUAAAUACUGGAAGGCACCAAGAGACAAGGACAGAGCCAGGCCUGCAAUGACUUGGAUACUGCUUAUACUGACCGUACUCUGCUCUUAGGGAACAUCGCCAUGCUCACGGCUCAGCUCACACAACUGGUUUUAAAGACUUGUGGGAGUUAUGUUCCUACUUAACAGAUGAUACCUCUUAACAGUUUAAACCUCCAGCCUUUUAUCUACUUUAGUAAUUGCAGGGAUAGAAAGUGGAGCCCCCCAACCCAAGGGGUAGGUGCAGUUACAGCACCCAAUUGAGAAGCAGCACAGAGUUUAAGGGCUUUUUUCUUUUCCUUUUUUUUUUUUUUUUUGUAAAAGGAACAGUCUUUUGACUCAUUUCUGGUUUCUACCUCGGUCCAAUACCAACGCCUUUGGACAAACAAUAAAACAAGCAACGGCCAUUAAA
This is a messenger RNA of Rattus norvegicus (Norway rat), 6766 nucleotides long. It is a transcript of the gene Zfp641, whose product is annotated as zinc finger protein 641. Gene Ontology annotation, biological process: regulation of DNA-templated transcription. NCBI's taxonomy places the organism in Eukaryota, Metazoa, Chordata, Mammalia, Rodentia, Muridae. The record is from RefSeq and is a predicted model, not a curated record. Gene Ontology annotation, cellular component: nucleus.